AUGGAAGCUGCAGUUGCUAAUGACAAGGAGAAAGCUGAGCGACGGGUGGAUGAACCUGAAAGUCAAUUGGAAAUGCGUGCAACCAAAGGACAGAAGAAAUCCACGUCAAAGAAGUUGGAUUUUAGUCAUCUGCAAAGCACAUUCGACUCUAUUAGUCAUAGGACUAACUCCACGCCUACAACCUUGGAAGUACAGCCAAACAUUCCACCGCAACAGCCAGAAAAUAAAAAGAGAAAGGAGCUAUUGACUAUGCCUACUGCUGAGAAAGUAAAAAAUGGAGUGCAGGGUGGAAAAUCAACACAAGGCUUGAAGAAGUCUAAGCCUACAAACAUGGAGGCAGAUGAACUUACAAGGAAGCUCGAAGCAAUUCGUAAAAUGAACAAGGGCGUGUCAACAAGUCUAAGCCAAGAGCGGAGUUGUCCAAGUUCUACUCAACUCACAAUCAACAAAGGGCAGCAGCAGAAUGUUCAACUCACAGAUGAAGAGACUCAAACAGGGCAAGAUGACACAACUUUGCCUUCUCCUGAAACUACCCCACAAAAUGAAAGUGCAAUGUUGGAGCAAGAAAUAUCAACAAAGGGUAAGAGGAUGCCAGGAGUAAAGGCUACAACAAUUGACAAAUUCUUAAAGGAAAAUAGGAUAGAUGUGGAAAUUGAAGGACCAAGCACUGAACUAAGUGAGGACGGGGAAGAAAGCAUGGCACUUGAUAAAAACUAUUAUCAACAUGUGAUGGAGGACAUUGAUGAUGAAGAAGGAGAGCCAAAGAAGAAGAAAACCCGUGGAAAAACAACUUGCAAGGAGAUUUAUGCAAGGACUAUGGAACAGCGAGAAGAAAUCACUUUUGAUCUUGGACAGCCCGUAGGACCAACCGACCAAAGUGUUUCUAAUUUAACUAGUUUUGUUGGCACUAUUGGUAGAAAUAAAAGAUUCGUUAGUCUUUUGUACACUAGUUGGCAUGCUGUUCCUCCUAAAGCUAAGAAGUUCAUGUGGGACUAUGUUAACACCAAGUUUCUCCUCCCAGACAGUGGAGAAAAGUGGGUAAUACAAGCGAUUCGAGAUGCUUGGAAGCGGUUCAAAGGAAAGAUUAAGCAAAAGCACUUCGUUCCCUAUGAUAAUAUUGAAGAUAUGGUGAAGAAUCGACCCCCACAAGUACCAGAAAGUGGUUUCAUAAAAUUGAUCUAUUAUUGGAGUCAUCCUCUAAUCCAGUCAAUAAGUCAAAGGAACAAGCAACACAAGGAAAAUGUGAAGUUUCCACAUCGCAUGGGGCCUAUCAAUUUCGGAAGAGUACGAGUGGCUAUGCGAGCAACAAAGGAAACAAAGGAGGAACCAAAAAGGUUUGAGAUGUUCAUUGCUACCCGAACAAGUCGGAAGAGGAAAAAAGUGGAUAAGGAAACACAAACUGCUGUUGAAGACUUCCAACACCGCCAAGCUGCUGGUGAAACAGAAGAGGAAGCAUUUGAGGCCUUAUUUGGGAAAGAACAACCAGGUCGGAUAAGGUUGUAUGGAAGAUCCGUGACAAAGACUGAUUUAAAAAAAUAUGUUGAAAUUAAUGAAAUCAAGAAUCAGCACAAAGAGGAAGUAUCCAGUCUGAAGGAUAAACUUGGACACAUGGAGGCCCAACAGCAAAAACAAGAGGCCAAACAGCAAAAACAAGACGAAGAGAUUCAUGGGUUGCGAAAUAAGAUCAAGUUAUUACUGCAGCGAUCGGAACCUGGAAUGAGGCCAGAAGAACUAGAAGCUUUAUUGCAAGACGCCCAACAAUCUCCUAUUGAUGCGAAUAGCGGCCAUGGAUAA
Arachis duranensis is the source of this 1794-nucleotide messenger RNA. RefSeq lists its product as uncharacterized. The transcript is spliced from 6 exons. The record is from RefSeq and is a predicted model, not a curated record. The coding region runs from base 1 to 1794 and encodes 597 amino acids. NCBI's taxonomy places the organism in Eukaryota, Viridiplantae, Streptophyta, Magnoliopsida, Fabales, Fabaceae.